Amborella trichopoda is the source of this 2568-nucleotide messenger RNA. RefSeq names its product G-type lectin S-receptor-like serine/threonine-protein kinase LECRK4. NCBI's taxonomy places the organism in Eukaryota, Viridiplantae, Streptophyta, Magnoliopsida, Amborellales, Amborellaceae. Gene Ontology annotation, molecular function: protein kinase activity; ATP binding. The record is from RefSeq and is a predicted model, not a curated record. Gene Ontology annotation, biological process: protein phosphorylation.
AUGCAGAGUUGCACCCACGGGAGCACGAAAUCAUUUGGCUCCACAAAGUUAUUGGAUGCAUGCGACCAGUAUUGCUAUUUAUUCAUGGCCAUAGUUCUAGAGCUCACUACUCUUGCAACAAUGGAGCGCCUUCUCACUCUUUUUUUCUAUAUUUCCGUGUUUUUCCUUCCCUUUCCUGAUGCAUAUGCUCAAUCUAAUCAAAACAUGUCUCUAGGAACCACUCUUCUAUCUUCGUCUCCAAACAACUCAUAUUGGGCUUCUCCUUCUGGGCACUUUGCGUUCGGGUUUUACCCGAUCGGAAGCGGCCAAUUUCUUGUUGGAAUCUGGUUCAAUAAGAUCCCAGAAAAAACACUUGUUUGGUCAGCAAAUAGAGAUCAACCGGUGAAAAAUGGAUCAACAAUUCUGCUAACGAUCGAUGGUUGGGUCGGGUUUACAGAUUCACAAGGCCAACAAAAUUGGAUAUACAAUGGCUCCGAUAGGGUAAAUUCAGGCUCCAUGCUUGAUACUGGUAAUCUUGUGUUGGUGAGCUCUAACACAUCUGUAAUAUGGCAAAGCUUUGAAUAUCCAUCUGACACAUUGCUGCCAGGCCAAAACUUAGCCCAAGAGAUUACUCUGUAUUCCAAUCACAUGGAUGGAGAUUAUAGGACAGGGAGAUUCACCCUAGUGUUGCAAAGUGAUAGCAAUCUUGUUCUAUACCCGACGAAUCGUAGGUUUAUUUUCCCUAAUGGAGCAUAUUACUGGACUGGAACAGAUGGAACGAAAUCGCCCGUUUAUCUGGUGUUCAAUCAAACUGGAGCUAUCUACCUCUUGAGCUCGACAAAUCAUAUAAUCUCCAUUAUUUCUUCUCAUUUGGUAAACACAACUGAAGAUUAUUAUCAGAGGGUGACACUCGAUAGUGAUGGGUUCUUUCGACAGUACUCUCGUCAAAAGAGUCCGGAUAGUAGCCUGUCAUGGACUGUGGUGUCGACAACCCCAAGCAACAAAAGCGCUUGUGGGAUUCCAGGAGUUUGCGGGUACAAUGGCUAUUGUGUUUUAGACCAGGAUCAAAAGGCAAAGUGCCUUUGCCCUGACAAGUUCUCUUAUCUUGAUCCCAGUUAUCCUUUUAGUGGGUGUAAAAAGGAUUUUAUCACAGGGUGUGAAGGUUAUACACCAUCAAACUACUCAAUGGUUGAAUUACAGGAUGUUGAUUGGCCUAAUGGGGAUUAUGAAAUGUUGACUACAGAUAAAGAGAGUUGCAAGGAUGCUUGCAUGAAAGACUGUAAUUGUGAUCUUGCAGUUUAUAGAGUCUCCUUUUGUUAUAAGAAGAGGUUGCCUUGGCUUGAUGGUCGGCAAGAUCGCACGAUUGGGUUAAGGGCUCUCAUCAAAGUUGCAAAUGGGAACGAGCAGCUGAAGAUAGCUAAACAACAGCAGCGAAGCUUGAUCAUGGUGAGUGAAUUUCUCAUAGGCUUCUCUGCGAUUAUUUUCCUACUUUCUCUGGUUGUUAUUGCUUGUAUUCUUAAGAAAAGAGCAGGUUAUCCAAGGGUCCCAAGUAGUGUAGAGCCCAUAGAGAUUAAUCCAAUAUCAAAUCUGAUACCAUUCAAAUACAAACAUUUAUUUGAUGCCACUAAUGGGUUUAAGGAUAUUCUUGGGCGUGGUUCAUUUGGGACUGUGUACAAAGGGGUAUUGGAUUUAGGGCACCAAUUUGAAAUUGCAGUGAAACAGUUGAAUAAGGUGGUGGAAAAAGGGGAAAAGGUGUUUCGAACCGAAUUAAGUGUGAUUGGCCAGACCCAUCACAAGAACUUGGUUCAGCUGCUGGGCUUUUGUGAUGAGAGCGAUCAUAGGCUUCUCGUCUAUGAAUUCAUGCACAAUGGUACCCUAGCGGAUUUCCUCUUCAGCUCUAUCAGGCCAAGUUGGGGUGAAAGGGUUGAACUGGCAUUGGGGAUAGCAAGAGGGAUCACUUAUUUACAUGAAGAGUGUAGAGCACCGAUCAUACAUUGCGACAUUAAGCCACAAAAUGUACUUCUUGACAAGUUUAACAUCCCAAAGAUAGCUGACUUUGGGUUGGCAAAGCUCUUACAGCAUGACCAAACCCGAACUGACACAGAUAUUAGGGGAACGAGGGGUUAUGUUGCUCCGGAGUGGUUUCGAAAUGUUUCAAUCACUGCCAAGGUUGAUGUUUACAGCUUCGGUAUAAUGUUGCUUGAAAUCAUAUGCUGUAGGAAGAGGAUGGAUUUGGGUCAAGAUGACGAGAGACAAGUGAUCUUAUCAGAUUGGGUUUACGAUCGCUUCUGUGAAGGGAAGGUGCAUAUGCUGAUAGAGGGAGAGGAUGAAGCACUCGGUGAUUUAGAACAAGUUGUAAGGAUGGUGAAGGUGGGAUUGUGGUGUAUUCAAGAUGACCCAUCUAUGAGACCAUCCAUGAAGAUCGUUAUUCUCAUGUUAGAAGGCAUUAUUGAAGUUGAUCAACCUCCAUCAUCCUAUGUAAGUGCAAGAUAAUAAGAAUGUUCAUCACUCAGGUUGCUAAGGUAUUGAUUCAAAUGGCUACCUCUUAUAAAUAUGAUGGACAUGGGUUUGAUGACCUUUUGCUUUAGG